AUGUCUACCAAACUGAUACAAACAUGGCAGACCAAAGAGGACCAAAUACGGAAAGAGGUUGUGGACCUGAUCGCAAGAACGACCCACGUGGAGUCACAGUGCAAAGAAAUUGCCGUGGCACAUACUAAUAUGGCGGACCAAGUGCAAGCAUUGCACCAAAGACUGGACCUCAUGGAAUCCCACUUGGCUGACUUGGAAGACAAGGCACGGAGGAAUAUUCUCCGCUUACGGGGCAUCCCUGAAUCCGUCCUCCCCUGCAACCUCCAAGUAUAUGUACAAGAUGUCCCAGCGGACAUGGUGCAGGUGGACCAGGUCCAUAGGGUACCAAAACCCCAUUAUUUACCUGAUUCAACGCCGAUAGAUGUACUCCUCAGGGAACACUAUUUUCAUAUCAAGAAAAUCAUUAUGAAAUCACGCCGAAACAAACCCCUUCCCCACGAGGAUUGCCCCACCGUGCGAAUUAUGGUGGACCUGUCGACAGCAACUUUACGACGCAAAAAAUAG
Messenger RNA from Pelobates cultripes (western spadefoot toad), 504 nucleotides. Lineage: Eukaryota; Metazoa; Chordata; Amphibia; Anura; Pelobatidae. The record is from the annotation of a GenBank genome assembly.